Molecule: messenger RNA, 2244 nt
Organism: Talaromyces marneffei
Lineage: Eukaryota; Fungi; Ascomycota; Eurotiomycetes; Eurotiales; Trichocomaceae
Exons: 1
Coding region: 1-2244 (747 amino acids)
Biological process (GO): positive regulation of transcription from RNA polymerase II promoter by galactose; DNA-templated transcription
Cellular component (GO): nucleus
Molecular function (GO): DNA-binding transcription factor activity, RNA polymerase II-specific; RNA polymerase II cis-regulatory region sequence-specific DNA binding; zinc ion binding
Source: RefSeq, a predicted model, not a curated record
AUGGCGACUCAAUCAUCCCCAAACUUGUCGGGGCGCCAAACAGCACCGCAACGCCUUCGGAAGCGGGCUCAGGUGGCUAGGGCCUGCGAUGAGUGUCGAAUGCGCCGCACGAAAUGUGACAAUAAAGUUCCAUGUUCAAAAUGUUCGAUAAAAGGACUAGACUGUAGUAACAGCGGCAUUCCCAAGGCCUCGACUCUUUCCGAAGCCCGUGAUGAGAUUACGUGGUUAAAACAAAGGGUUCAGCAACUCGAAGCGCAAGUCGACCGACAGCGCAACGACAGCGACAACUUAACUACGUCGACAAAUUCGUCGCGGUCGGGCUCGCAGGACCCGCGGUCCGUAGUAAUUGAUACAAGCCAUACAGAUAUCAAAAGGUUUCCUGGGGGCAUUCAAUUUCGCGCGGCACGGUCGCCGAACGAUGCAUGGUUUGGGCCAUCCUCAUCUUAUUUUUUUGUGCAACGUCUUAGUGCGUUUUUGAAUUUGAAACUCUCACAAUCAUGUCCAGCACAUCAACUACUUCCGAUUUCAGCCAAAGAAAAUAAACUACUUGAUCGACCGGAUAAUAGUGGUGAUGUGGGAGAGGAGGAUCUUUUACGUCGACCGAUCUCCUUCACAAAGAAAAUCUCUACGCAGGGAGUCUAUCUAAACCUUAUACAGGAGGAGUACUUUAUCAAUUUCUUUUGGCAAACGCACCACACCUCACUUUUCCCGAUAAUAGACGAAGCGAACUUCAAGAAGCAUUACCAGUCACUGUGGGUGACUGGCGGGACGGAAAGAAGGCCGUCGGCGCUUGUUGAUAUUGUCAUUGCCAUGUGCAUGCAGUACUACCUUUCAACUUUACCCUCGGAGUCACAGGGCAUUCUUGUUGAGGGCAAGGACGCAAUGGUUGCCGGCCGAUGGCAUUACUGGCGGGGCCAAACAUUACUUACACACGAGCUCGAAAGCCCGUCUAUAUCGACACUGCAAUGUCACUUGCUCUGUGCCAUAUACCUGUGCGGCGGGUCUUUUCAUAACAGAAUGGAAAAUUCUGUUAGCUUAUCUGUACGCACCGCUUAUACUCUUGGUCUACACUUGGAUCCUCCAUCCAACAUGCCCGAGCGGGACCGUGAAAUGCGUAGACGCUUGUGGUGGGCUGUCUAUCUCAUGGACAGUAAGGCCGGAAUGAAGCUUGGUCGUCCCUUCAUGCUGCAUGACUCCUAUGUCAUGCCAUGCUUACCCAACGACAGCCUCGAGGCCGCGGCCAUUUCAGGAUCUACAUUCGCUCCUAUUGGAGACAAUGCCACUUGGCUAAGCUUUAACCUCUACCAGACCAAAUUAUACAUGGCGGUACGAGCGGCCUAUACGUCAUUCUAUGACAGGAUUCUCCACUUGCAACAUGAUCAGUCUAUAUGGGAUGACCCUGACACCUUACAAGCCAGUGCAGAGGCUUUGGCAAGGCACACCCAGCGCCUCCAGCAAUGGGUUGACAGUGUACCGGAACCCUUGAGGUCGAAACGCAGCAACAAUGGUACACCUUUCUCCACAGAUGGCACAAGUCCCUCGAUCGAGCAGUUUGCACCUAUGUGGUUGCAGCGACAGCGCCUGCUCCUUGAACUCACGUAUCAUCACUUGUGCGUCAACCUUUAUCGACCUAUUAUAUCAUUCACUUCUCGGCUGCCGCCAGGAGGUGUGGUAGAGGAAAUGGCUCUACGAUGUGCUAGCCACGCGAUAAUGCUAUCGAAGAUUACACAGCAAGUUCUCGCGGAAACAUCAAUCCUUGACGGGUGGCAUGAUGCGUAUUACUGUCAGUGGAAUUCGACAAUGACACUGAUUGGAUUUGUAAUGGUUUAUCCGCAUACUUCCCUAGCUGCCGAAGCCAGGGCCGCAAUUGAUCUCGCUCUCAAUGUGUUUGAUAAUUUCGGCGCCAAAUUUGCUAUUGCACGAAAUGCGGCGAAUAUAGUGCGAGAUUUAUGCGAAAAGAUCGAUAGCCUAGCAAAAGCAAAUCAGGUUCAGCAUGUAGCAACUAACGAAUUUACAACAGAGCUCGUGGAAGCUACGACUAGUGAGCUACUACAAGAAGUUUUACCCAGUCAGGUCUUUGUUUCCAACCCGAUGUUUGAGAACAUAUAUCCACAUGAACAGAUUGAUGUACCCGAUUUUAACUUUUUCGAUAUGGCUGUUGAUGUUGAUUUUUGGAAUGAUCUUGACACUCUUUGGCCGGAGACCGACGCUGUGUCUCAGUAUCAAAUACCUGUCCAGAUUUAA